Molecule: messenger RNA, 9212 nt
Organism: Danio aesculapii
Lineage: Eukaryota; Metazoa; Chordata; Actinopteri; Cypriniformes; Danionidae
Gene: ext1a
Product: exostosin glycosyltransferase 1a
Exons: 11
Coding region: 649-2841 (730 amino acids)
Cellular component (GO): membrane
Molecular function (GO): glycosyltransferase activity
Source: RefSeq, a predicted model, not a curated record
UGGAAUGCUACAAUGUAACAAUCGCAACUGGACGCUUCAGAUUAAAGAGCUGGAAUGUAACGUUGUAUCUUUUCGGCGUCGCCAAAAACGCUCCGAAUGUCGCAGGGAAUACCGAAAAACCUCGGGUCGUAAUGCGGCUACCGGACAUUUCAAAACAACAACAGCGGGAGAGCGGAGACGAGCAGCCUUUGGAGGAUUUACCAGGCAAACAUAUAUGAGAAACACACGGAUUUGUGGGGGAUUUAUCCGCUCGGGAAGUUUAUGACAGGGUUUUUAUUGAGCCACACACACACACACGCGCGUAAGGAAUAUCUAGGAAUUUACUCCGACUGCUAGCCCUAGUGCUGUAUGAGAUUUUUCCUCCAAGCCGGAUCAUCUCCGAAAGUACUUUCCAAUGGUUUUCAUUGAUCCAGAAGAAGUGGGGUUCAGUUAGUUUAGAUGCCGCCUAACGUGAACCAGGCACCGGAGAGAGGUCGAUCCAUAAAAAGGGGUUAGGUUAAGUCGCCCACAUGCUCUGUAUUUGGGAUUGGGAUCACAAGGUGGAAGUUGAGAGCAUCAAAUCCCCGCAGGUCUGUGGAAGAUGCUGCCCAGCAGGAGCUGAGACCUUUGGAUUCAUCAGCGAAGCGCUCCAUCUGGAUCUGAGGACACAUGCAGGCCAAAAAACGCUAUUUAAUUCUGUUCUCUGCAGGUGUGUGUCUCAUUCUGCUCUUUUACCUGCAGGGGCCAGCUUCCAGGAGGACUCCAAAGCGAGGGGAUGACCCCCAUCCACGCUGGCCACACUUUUCAGACCCCUUACGAGCGUUCAUCCCUUGGGACCAGACUGAAACCGAGGACUAUAAUGUCCGAGCUUCUCCCAGACACAAACGAGAUGAUAGUAAAGGAGCUGACAAGUGCCGAAUGGACUCCUGCUUUGACUUUGACUUGUGUAAAAGAAAUGGAUUUAAAGUCUACGUCUACCCUCAACAGAAAGGGGAGAAGAUUUCUGAAAGCUACCAGAAUAUAUUAUCCUCCAUCGAGGGGUCCAGAUUUUACACAUCUGACCCGGGACAGGCUUGCCUUUUUGUUUUAAACCUCGACACCCUUGAUAGAGACCAGCUGUCCCCUCAGUACGUCCAUAAUCUUAAAACUAAAAUCCAGAACUUGAACCUGUGGAAUAACGGGAGGAACCAUCUGAUCUUUAACCUGUAUUCUGGCACAUGGCCGGAUUACACUGAGGAUUUGGGGUUUGAUAUCGGUCAAGCCAUGUUGGCCAAAGCCAGCAUCAGCACCGAAAGCUUCAGACCCAAUUUUGACAUCUCCAUCCCCUUGUUCUCCAAAGAUCACCCCCGGACUGGAGGGGAAAGAGGGUUUUUAAAAUACAACACCAUCCCUCCUUUUAGGAAAUACAUGCUGGUUUUUAAAGGCAAGCGCUAUUUGACUGGGAUUGGGUCUGACACCAGGAAUGCGCUUUAUCAUAUUCAUAAUGCUGAAGAUGUGGUUCUUCUUACCACAUGCAAACAUGGAAAAGACUGGCAGAAACAUAAAGAUGCUCGCUGCGACAAGGACAAUGCAGAAUAUGACAGGUACGACUAUAAAGAAAUGCUGCACAACUCCACGUUCUGUCUGGUGCCGAGAGGACGACGCCUGGGCUCUUUCCGCUUCCUGGAGGCUCUGCAGGCCGCUUGUGUGCCCGUCAUGCUGAGUAACGGCUGGGAGCUUCCCUUCUCCGAGAUCAUCGACUGGCGGACGGCUGCUGUCAUCGGGGACGAAAGACUUCUUCUGCAGAUUCCAUCAACAGUUCGCUCCAUCCAUCAAGAUCGCAUUCUGUCACUCCGGCAGCAGACACAGUUCCUCUGGGAAGCGUAUUUCUCUUCUGUGGAGAAAAUUGUGCUCACUACACUGGAGAUCAUCCAGGACCGUGUUUUACAGCACAGUGCUCACAGCACACUGAUGUGGAACCGGCAACCAGGAGGACUCUUCACCCUCCCUCAGUAUUCAUCCUACCUAGGCGACUUCCCCUUCUUCUAUGCCCUUCUCGGUACUAAACCACACCAGAAAUUCACAGCCGUCAUUCACGCAGUAACGCCUCUCGUAUCUCAGUCUCAGCCGAUAUUCAAGCUGCUAGUGGCUGUUGCCAAGUCUCAGUUCUGUGCCCAGAUCAUGGUCCUGUGGAACUGUGAUAAACCUCUUCCCUCGAAGCAUCGCUGGCCUGCUACUUCAGUUCCUGUCAUCGUAAUCGAGGGCGAGAGCAAGGUGAUGAGCAGCCGAUUCCUGCCAUAUGAAAACAUCAUAACUGAUGCAGUCUUGAGUCUGGAUGAAGACACUGUGCUCUCCACCACUGAGGUGGAUUUUGCCUUCACCGUUUGGCAGAGUUUCCCAGAGAGGAUUGUGGGGUAUCCUGCACGGAGCCAUUUCUGGGACUCCAAUAAGGAGCGAUGGGGCUACACCUCUAAAUGGACCAACGAUUACUCCAUGGUGCUCACUGGAGCUGCUUUCUACCACAGGUAUUAUAACUAUUUGUACACACACUACCUGCCCAGCAGCCUGAAGGGUCUGGUUGACCAGCUGUCAAACUGUGAAGACAUUCUGAUGAACUUCCUGGUGUCUGCGGUCUCUAAGAUGCCCCCUAUUAAGGUCACUCAGAAAAAGCAGUACAAGGAGACCAUGAUGGGACAGACGUCUCGUGCGUCACGUUGGGCCGACCCUGACCAUUUUGCCCAGCGGCAGACGUGCAUGAACAAAUUUGCCAGCUGGUUUGGCACAAUGCCCCUGGUUCAUUCGCAGAUGAGACUGGAUCCCGUUCUGUUCAAGGACCAGGUAUCAAUACUGCGCAAGAAGUACAGAGACAUCGAGCGACUCUGACCAAUCUGAGAAACCCCUACCCCUUUUUAACGGGGAUGGAAAGCGGCAUACGAAAACCCCCAUGAAGCCCUGCUAAACCAGAUCAUCAGGGAUAAACGGGGUCACACAAAACCCUCAGGGAGGGAGCACAUUGAGACGGGGGGCAGUAUUGUGUUUGAGGAUCCAUCUGUCAGAGAUGGAAAUCAUAAGAUUGGAUUAUUGGCGUAAUUUGCCAUUCGGCGCAACACAAAGACACGCCAUCGUUGGCACAUUUCUGUCUUCCGCAAACCCUUCUUGUAAUGCUUUGCCAAUGUCAACGGUCAACAUGGCAAACUCGCCAUGCACACAGAGAUCCACAUAUAGACUAAUGCACAUGGGUUUGCCCUCUGCAUCAGACCCCUUCAUGUUAGGUCGCUUGCAUAUUUAUUCGGUUCGCCUUCUACUUUUCUGGCAAGUAUCACGCCCCUCUUGAAGAUGCAAGACAACGUCCUGCGAAGAAGUCAAGCGUGCGAUACACCACGCACAACGUCACAGUGCCUGAGCUUUCAGAUGAACCGUAUCUGGAAGUCCAAAAGGGGUUUUGUAUGAAUGCAAAAACACCUUGUUCAUGCUGCUUAUAUUUGGAUUCAAAAUGUAGGUGUUCCACAUAUUGGCCCAAAGCUUCUUUCUAUACAAGCCUUUUUGUGUAUUUUCUCAGACUGACAUUAUUUUAGUCUUUUUUUUGUUUGAUGAUUUAGGCCCAAUGCCACAAAUAUCUCGUUCUUAGUCUUGUUUUCUUAUGAGUGUAAUGCCACAUUCACACUACAGCUGGUUCAGAUGUCACUCCACUUCUGACUGCUUAUUCUCGUUCUGUACACACUGAAUAUUUUUCGAAGUGAAAAAAAAAAUCAUGAAUUAUACCUAAUGCUACAAACAUCACUUUCUCUGUACAUGUUUUUCAAGUGUAAUUUUAUGUUCAGACUCCAACUAAUUCAGAUUAAGUCCAGUUCUGACUGCGUAAUCUGCGUAUUCUAUAUACAGAUGUUUUUUUGAAGUCAAAAUCAUGAUUCAGACCUAAUGCCAUAAAUAUUGCUUUUUCUGUUUUCAUAGAUUUUAUGAGUGGAAUGUCAUGUUCACACUGUACAUGAUCCAGAUGUUACUCCACUUCUGACUACGCAUUCUCAUUCUGUACACACACAGAAUAUUUUUUAAAGUAAAAAUAAUCAUGAUUUAGAUCUAAUGCUGCAAACAACACUUUCUCUGUACACACAUGAUUUUUGAGAGUACUUUCAUGUUCACACUCAAACUAAUUCAGAUUCAGUCCAGUUCUGACUGCAUAUUCUAUAUUAUACAGAUGUUUUUAUUUGGAGGUCAAAAUCAUAAUUUAGACCUAUUGCUACAAAUGAUACUUUCUAUUUACUUAUAUGUUUUUUGAGAGUAAUGUCAUGUUCGCACACACACCCAACUAAUUUGAAUUCAAUCCAGUUCUGAUUGCGUAUUCUAUAUACAGAUUUUUUUUUAAGUCAAAAUCUCGAUUUAGACCUAAUGCUACAAAAAUCACUUUCUCUGUACACACGUUUUUUUGAGAGUACUUUCAUGUUCACACUCAAACUAAUUAAGAUUUAAUCCAGUUCUGACUGCAUUUUCUAUAUACAGAUGUUUUUAUUUGGAAGUCAAAAUCAUGAUUUAGACCUAUUGCUACAAAUAUCACUUUCUCUUUAUUUACAUGUUAUUCUCGAGAGUAAUUUUAUGUUCACACUCUUCCAACUAAUUUGAAUUCAAUCCAGUUCUGAUUGCGUAUUCUAUCUAUAUACAGAUGAUUUUAUUUGGAAGUCAAAAUCAUGAUUAAGACCCAACGCUACAAAUAUCACUUUCUCUUUACUUGUUUUUUUGAGAGUAAUGUCAUGUUCACACACACACCCAACUAAUUUGAAUUCAAUCCGGUUCUAACUGCGUGUUCUAUAUACAGAUGUUUUUUUAAAGUCAAAAUCUCGAUUUAGACCUAAUGCUACAAAAAUCACUUUCUCUGUACACACGUUUUUUUUUGAGAGUACUUUCAUGUUCACACUCAAACUAAUUCUGAUUUAGUCCAGUUCUGACCGCGUUUUCUAUGUACAGAUGUUUUUAUUAGGUCAAAAUCAUGAUUUAGACCUAUUGCUACAAAUAUCACUUUCUCUUUAUUUACAUGUUAUUCUCGAGAGUAAUUUUAUUUUCACACACUUCCAACUAAUUUGAAUUCAAUCCAGUUCUGAUUGCGUAUUCUAUAUGCAGAUGGUUUUAUUUGGAAGUCAAAAUCAUGAUUAAGACCCAACGCUACAAAUAUCACUUUCUCUUUACUUACAUGUUUUUUGAGAGUAAUGUCAUGUUCACACACUCCCAACUAUUUAGAGUUCAAUCCGGUUCUAACUGCGUAUUCUAUAUACAGAUGUUUUUUGGAAGUCAAAGUCAUGAUUUAGUCCUCAUACUACAAAUAUUACUUUCUCUGUACUUAAACGAUUUUUGAGAGUAAUUUCAUGUUCACACUCAAAUUAAUUCAGAUUCAGUACAGUUCUGACUGUGUAUUCUAUAUACACAUGUUUUUAUUUGGAAGUCAAAAUCAUGAUUUAGACCUAUUGCUACAAAUAUCACUUUCUCUUUACUUACAGGAUUUUCUGGAGAGUAAUUUUCAUGUUCGCACACUUCCAACUCAUUUGAAUUCAAUCCAGUUCUAACUGCGUAUUCUAUAUACAGAUGGGUUUCUUUGAAGUCAAAAUCUUGAUUUAGACCUAUUGCUAAAAAUAUCACUUUCUCUGUACUUGCAUGUUUUUCUCGAGAGUAAUUUCAUGUUCACACUCAAACUAAUUCAGAUUCAGUCCAGUUCUCAUUCUGUAUACAGAUGUUUUUAAUUAGAUGUAAAAAUCAUGAUUUAGACUCAAUGCCAUACAUAGUUUUCGUAGAUUUUGUACGAAAGUGUAAUCUCGUUCACACUUCAGCUAAUACAGAUGUCAUUCCACUUCUAACUGCUUAUUCUCGUGCUGUACACACAAAGUAUAUUUUUGAAAGUAACAAAAUCAUGAUUUAGACCUAAUGCUACAAAUAGCAUUUUCUAUGUUCUUGCAUUUUUUUCGAGUUUUUUUUUUUUUGUUCACUCUCAAACUGACUCAGAUUCAGUCCAGUUCUGACUGCGUAUUCUCAUUCUAUACACAUAUGUUUUUAUUUGGAAGUCAAAAUCAGAAUUUAGACCCAAUACUACAAAUAUCACUUUGUACUUAGUAAAUUCAUGUUCACACUCCAUCUAAUUUGGAUUCAGUCCAGUUCUGACUGCUUAAUCUGCGUAUUCUAUAUACAGAUAUUUUCAUUUAAAAUUAGUCAUGAUCAUGAUUUAGACCUAAUACCACAAAUAUGGCUUUCACUGUUUUUGUAGAUUUUAUGAGUGGAAUGUCAUGUUCACACUGCAGCUAAUCCAGAUGUCAACUAAGAGGUUAGAUGUCAACACACUUCAACUAAUUUGAAUUUAGUCCAGUUCUGAUUGUGUAUUCUCAUUCUAUAUACAGAUAUUUUAUUUGGAAUUAAAAAUCAAGAUUUAGAUCUAUUGCUAAACAUAUUACUUUCUCUGUUUUAGUAGAUUUAAUGGGUGUAAUGUCAAGUUCACAUUCAAACUAAUACAGAUUCAGUCCUGUUCUGACUGCGUCUUCUCAUUCUAUAUACAGAUGUUUCAAUUUGAAAGUAAAAAUCAGGUUUUAGACCCAAUGUCACACAUAUUAUUUUCUGUUUUCAUAGAUUUUAUAUAUAUAUUUUAGUGUAAUGUCAUGUUCCCACUGCAGCUGAUCCAAGUGUCACUCUGCUUCUCACUGCGUGUUCUCAUUCUGUACACACAAAGAAUGUUUUUGAAAGUAAAAAAAAAACAUGAUUUAGACUCAAUGCCACAAAUAUCACUUUCUCUGUUCUUACUUGUUUUACAAGAGUAAUUUCAUGUUCACACUGCAACUAAUUCAGAUGUUACUCCGCUUCUGACUGCCUCUCAUUCUAUACAGUUUGAAUUAUUUGGACAUUACAAAUACAUGAUUUAGACCCAACGCCACAAACAAAUAUCUUACAGUCUGUUAUCAUGCAUUUUAUGACUGUAAUGUCACAUUCACACUUCAGUGAAUUCAGAUCUCACUCCACUUCUGACUGUUUCUCAUUCUAUACACAUAAUAUUAUGUAUAUAGAAGUUACAAAUUAUAAUCCAGACUUAAUGCUAUAAAUAACUUGCUAUUCUGUCUUUACAAAGUUUUGUGAGUGUAAUUCCAUGUUCACACUGUGGCUAAUUCGGAUGUCACACCACGUCUGACUAGUUAUUGUCAUUCUAUGCAUACAUAAUGCUUUAUUACACUUACAAUUAUUUGGAAAUUACAAAUUAUGAUUUAGACCCAACGCCACAAACAAAUAUCUUGCAGUCUGUUAUGAUGCGAUUUAUGACUGUAAUGUCACAUUCACACUGGAGUGGAUUCAGAUGUCACUCCACUUCUGGUUGUUUCUCAUUCAAUACACAUAAGAUUAUGAAUAUAGAAGUUACAAAUCAUGAUCUAGACUCAGUGCUAUAAAUAACUUGCUAUUCUGACUUUACAAAGUUUUUGAGUUUAAUUCCAUGUUCGCACUGUGGCUAAUUCAGAUCUCACACCACUUCUGACUAGUUGUUGUCAUUCUAUACAUACAUAAUGUUUUAUUACACUUACAAUUCAAAUUCUUUGUCAGGUAAUGUUUUUUUCUGUCCUGAAUUUUAUUUAAUUUUUUAAUACAAGUCUUUUUUUAACGAUUUAUCUCAGCCUAGUUUUAUUUCCUUAAGAGUGUAAUGCCAUAUCAGCGUCCACAUUCACACUGCAGCUAUUCUGAUUUCGCACCACUUUUGAUUCUUACUUUUUGAAUUUCAUGAGAGUUCCGUUCAUGACAACUGCUUUUACAAAUCAGUUUAAAAAUAAGUGGUUAAUGUAAAAAUGCUGGCUUCCACACAAUUAUUUCAUGUCAUCCUAACACAAACCGAUUAAAUUAACUAAAUUGAUUUGACAAAUUGAACUGGAUUGAGCAAAAAACCCUCAAAAAUCCCUCAAAAAUCUCAAGAAUGUGACGUUUCAGCUCAUUUGAAAUAAGUAGUUUGAACAAGCAGCAAAAAUAAUGUUUGAGUCUAAUGACAAACAAGGAGAGACUUAUUUAGCAUAUUUUGUGUAGUAUUUAUUGCCUAAAACCCCAAACGCACAUUGCAGUCUAUUAUUUUAGUUUUUUGUACUGUAUAACAGAAAUCACAUGCUCAAUGGCACAAGUCUAAGCACACAAGUGAUUUAUAGCUGCAAAGUGAUAUUUAACACUAGUUUCCUGAUCAAUCUCCAUAAGCAAAUCGAUGAAAUGUCAUAAAUAAUUCAUUAACAUUCGUUUGAAGCUUCAGGUUGGAGUUUGGAGAACAUCUGCCAUUGAUUUUCUGUUAAGAAAGAACUAUGAACUCAUUAUCGCUCAUGAAUACAGCUAUUUUUUAUUAAAGGAAACUGAUUUAAAAGUCUUUUUUACCCCUCAACGUGGACUUUAUUCAGGCUAGAUGCCAAAUGUAGUGCUCUCUGAAUGAAAGCAGAACAAUUUACAGUUUAUUUAGUGGGUUUAGCUGUCAAUAAAAUACAUCUUUGCAACAGAAACAUGCGGUACAGCCUCAGUUCUGUUAGUGUAAAGCAGUGGCAUCUACUCUUUCUUUAUGACACCUGCAAUUUAUCAACAUACUACUUCCUUGACUGUCCAACACAACGUAAUUGAAUAUUAAAUGUGAGCGUUCAGUCGCUAUAUGUGCAUGGUGAUCAUCUGACUGAUGUAUGUUUAUUACAUGAGAGUGUAUUGGAGAGUAAUGUUAAAAUACCGAACUGAAUGUGUCCCAACUAUUUUAAAGAUGUAUUUAGGGUUGACUUACGGUUGUGCAGUAAUGAAGAAAUGAACUUGCAGAUGUGCAUGAAUUGGACUGAAACUCUGGAAAGUGUUUCUCUUAAUAAGGUUUUGAGGCUUUUGUCAAAUAUAUCAAGUCAGGCUGUUAUGGAUUCUGGUCUGAAUGAAUGAAUGUGCCUUUUCUUAAGACAUUCUCAAUAAUUGUUCGCCACAAUCUCCUCUUCUUCAAUAGAGCUGAUCAUCUUCUUUUAUUCUUGUCCGCUUGGUCUCUUUUUCUUCGUCAAACACUGGACGUCGUACUGACAUUCCUGCUUGUUUUGUAGGAAACGCAUCUCUUUCACUCGGCCUCAUGUUUAUGUGUAUUUAAUAUACAUGAGGAUUCGUUGUAUUUCCGUUGUAUUUGAGUCUUCGCAUCAACGUCGGAUCCUGUAAAAACUGUUUAACGUCAUUAUGAACAAUAAAUCAAAGUUGAAUUUUUUUUGGAGGUAUAAAAAAAUGCUUUUUUAAAAAAAUAAAUGAUAUUUGAUACAUUU